This is a messenger RNA of Jatropha curcas, 3732 nucleotides long. RefSeq lists its product as uncharacterized. NCBI's taxonomy places the organism in Eukaryota, Viridiplantae, Streptophyta, Magnoliopsida, Malpighiales, Euphorbiaceae. The record is from RefSeq and is a predicted model, not a curated record.
GGCCAAAACAGAAUUGGUGCUUCUUUCUUGUUGUCUUCUUUCGAAUACAAAUCCUUCUUAGAGAAUCUCACUUUCUAUCUCUCUCUCUCUCUUAUCUCUACAGAACACACCCUGGUUCUUUACUGUCAGUCUCAUGUGCACUAUCCUUAAACUCAUCCUUCAUCAACCACUAAUCCCAUAUUCUAAGCCAUUCUCUUACUUCAAUUAUUUCAUCUAAUCCCCUCUCUUUCUUUCUUUACCACAUUUUUCCCUAGACCAAGUUUCAUGCAAUGUCCUUUGCUGCCUUCUACGCUGACCCAACAGAUGUCUAUCAUUUACUUGCAGAAGUUUUAGGCUCUAGAUAGUUUAGACUUCGGGUACAGUCAAUCCAGAAAUGGGUUUGCUAAAACUUUCGUGGCUGGUUUUGCUUCUUUGGGUUUUUUCUCUUUGUUUUAGAGCUCUUUGCGAUGAUGCAGAGGUAUUUGUUAAGUUCUUGAAAGCUCCCCAUGCAUUUUCACAUUUGAAUACAGCCACAUUUGAAUUUCAAGUUCUGGUGGGUGGAAAUGAGCGUUCUUGCACAAAUUGUACCACAAAUUGUAAGCUAGAUGAUGGCAUUGCCUCUGAUUGCGGAAGUAGGAGGGUCUUAUAUGAGGCCUUGCAGGAUGGAAAUCAUACAUUUGAGGUCUGCUUCAACGGGUCUCAAGGAGUUGGCUGUGCUACAUAUGACUGGACUGUUGAUACUGUCCCCCCAACAGCAUAUAUAACUUCAUCAACAUCUUUUACAAACGCUUUAAAUGUUACUGUAAAUAUUUCUUUCACAGAAACCUGUUCUGGUGGAGGGGGUUUCAGAUGUUCAUCAGUGAAUUCAUGCAACCUUCUGGUCUAUGGUGCUGGUCAAGUAAUACCAUCCUCGCUGGUUAUUCUGCAACCAAACCUCAAAUAUUCUCUUCUAGUAGGUUUAUCAACUACUGUCCUGUAUGGACGUGUCAUACUGGUAAUGGACAAGAAUUUUUGUACAGACAUUGCUGGAAACAGAUUUACAAGGACAGCAAAUUCUAGUUUCUUUGUACAUUUCGAUAGAAAAAGUGUUUUUGUUGACCUGAGGAUUCACAUUCCUGAAAAGCUACUUCAGCUUGACAAUCAAACUAGAACAGUGCAGGCUACAAAUGAUUAUGAUAAGUUGAAGGCGUACUUGUACUUCUCAGAACCAAUUCUCAACUCAUCUGCUGACAUUCUUGAUUCUAUCAACAUUAGUGAAGGUGCACUUCUUCCUAUAAGUGGAGAAAAACUUGGGAACCGCAGAUUUGGUUUUCAGUUAGUCAAUGUAUCUAGCAUUGCUAUCAUCACAAUAAGCUUUUAUUCGAACUCUAUAAUAAGCAGAUCGGGGACUUCCAUUUCUCCUAUUGCGCCAAGUUCUUUCCUUUAUGAUUCUCAAAGGCCUGCUGUGAAACUGAGUACAACAUCUAAUUCAAGGACAAAGGAACACAGCAUCCUGAUAUCAAUAAAGUUCAUGAAGCCUGUAUUUGGCUUUAAUUCUUCCUUUUUAUCAAUCUCAGGGGGUCAUUUGCAGAGCUUUCAAGAAAUAAGUAGAAGCAAAUACAUUGCACAGAUACAUGCUGAUGAUGAGAUUAUAUCUAUCAAUAUUCCUGCAAACAUAACUGGAGAUGUUGCUGGAAAUAAAAAUCUACCUUCUAACACUCUACAAGUGAGACACUAUUGUGUACCUACGAUAUCCUCUGUAACUUCUGCUUUUGCAACUGCUAUUUUCCUGGCAACAUCUUUUGCUGCUGGACUGCUCACUGUGUCAACAGCAAGCCUUCGGUCUGUUGGAGCAUUUUCCAGAUCAACUUCUUUGCUGACUUCUGAACCUACAAGGAAUCUUUUUAGAAUUGCCUGCUACAUUCAAGUUUUUGCAUUUUCUAGAUGGUUGGCUGUUGGACUGCCCGUUGAAUAUUAUGAAUUUGCAAGGAAUUUACAAUGGAGUAUUCCCUACUUCAGUCUCCCAUGGGAAACUGGGGGUGUUCAUCCAGUCAUGUUGGGCCCAAAUUCUACUACUGCCCCACAUUCCUAUAUUUCCAGUGUUUAUGAUUCAGAAAUUUCAAAGAAAAAACAACUGGAAGAACAGAAUUUGGCUAUUGCUGCUUCAGUAUAUGGAUUGCCACUCACUCCACUGGAGUAUAGAAUAUUUUUUGAGAGCCAAAAUAUGACGCCAGAAGCAGAAUAUAUUUUAGAUCCACAGUAUUCGAAUGGGUGGAGGGUUUUUGAUAGAAGUAUGUUCUGGCUGGCUUUAGUUGGUGGCAGUUUGAUACUGCUACAUGGUCUACUCUUUUUUAUUUUAAAACUGAGGAAGAAAGACCUUGAAAAGCCAAGGAAUUAUGGAGCAUUAACAUUCCCAAGAUUUGAGAUAUUUCUCAUGAUUCUUGCAUUGCCUUGUAUUUGUGAGGCCUCUGCUUCUCUCGUUAGAGGAGGGACGCAAUUGGGGGUUGUCAUUGGUGUACUGCUGCUGGGGUUUGUGGGAUUUUCAGUUCUGACCUUGUUCUUGUUCCUGUCUGUUGGAAUUUCGCUUGGAAAGCUACUCCAGUACAAGGAAAUCCAUCAAGAAGGCCAGAUAUUUCACUGGUAUCAAGACAUUAUUCGAGUAUCUUUAGGUCCAGGUAAAAGAGGCCAAUGGACAUGGAAGAACCAAACUAACUCUGUUUAUCUAAUAAUGCUUGGCCCUUUAUUUGAAGAUCUAAGAGGUCCCCCUAAAUACAUGCUCUCACAAAUUUCUAAAGCUGAUCCCAAAAAGCAAAGGGAUAAUAUUAUUGCAUCCGACGAUGAAACAGAAGAUGCAGAAGCACCUUUUAUACAGAAACUGUUUGGAAUACUUAGAAUAUACUACACACUACUUGAAACAGUAAAGCGAGUUACUCUAGGCAUUUUGGUCGGUGCAUACUUGGAUGACUGGUCAUCUAAAACUCCAACAAUUAUGUUAUUUUGCAUAACAUCAUUUCAGCUCUUCUUCCUUGUCCUUAAGAAACCUUUUAUUAAGAAAAAGGUGCAAUUAGUUGAGAUCAUUAGUCUUUCCUCCCAUGUAGGUAUAUUUACCACUUGUUUCGUACUCUUGGAGAAGAAAUUAACGGCCAGUGAUGAAACUAAAGUUGGAAUUUUUAUGAUUGUGCUCUUCUUAAUUGGAUUUUUGGGGCAAAUGAUCAAUGAAUGGUAUGCAUUGUACAUACAGACAAAGCAGCUGGAUCCUGCUGAAAAAUCAUUCUCAGUAGGUUUGAAAGCUGGAUCAAUAGGGUUUCUCUUGUUCUUCACUCCACAGAAAAUGAGCAGAUACCUGGAAUGCAAGCUGCCGCAGAAUCAACAGCAAGAUAGAGGAACUGGGGGAGAGACAAUUUCCUCUGCUGAAAGAGCAGAUAAGCCAUGGCCAAAACAGCUGAGAGAACUGGCACAGGCCAGCUUUACUGCAGAUAGAAAUGGAAGUCCAAAUGACCCUUCAACUAGCCACACAAAAUGGAGUGGAUUCUGGGGAAAUAAAAGCAGUGGUGGCUCAUCCCAGAAUUCUGCAGAUUUCAAGUUAAAACCAAGUCGGUUAUACAAAGAUUUAGAAGCCAUUUUUGCAUCAAAAUGAAUCAUCAACAGCUAUUGUAUAUGAAAUUUGUUUUUUUACAAUGUUUAAAUGAACUUCCAAAUUGGUAAUUGUGGCCUUUUGUGCUAAUGAAAUUGGAUUUAAUUAUUAUUUUUUUAAAUAAAGGUUAAUAAUCCAAA